This is a messenger RNA of Melopsittacus undulatus (budgerigar), 1499 nucleotides long. RefSeq names its product neuronal growth regulator 1 (gene NEGR1). Bases 61 to 1161 code for a protein of 366 amino acids. The transcript is spliced from 8 exons. The record is from RefSeq and is a predicted model, not a curated record. Lineage: Eukaryota; Metazoa; Chordata; Aves; Psittaciformes; Psittaculidae.
GGGAGCAGCCCCGCUCCGCGCUUGGCCGCCGACCGCGGGCAGCAGCGGAGCGGCGCGGAGAUGGUACCGCUGGUGCGGAGCGCCGGGGGCUCCCACCAGUGGCCGGCGAUCGUGGUCCUCGGCCUGUGCUGUCUCCUACCUCCCGGGCGACUCGCUGCUCCUGGUGGGGACUUCCCCGGGGCGACCGUGGACAAUCUGGUGGUCAGGAAGGGGGACACGGCGGUGCUUAGGUGUUACUUGGAGGAUGGAGCUUCCAAAGGUGCCUGGCUGAACCGGUCGAGUAUUAUUUUUGCUGGAAGUGACAAGUGGUCAGUGGAUCCUCGGGUUUCAAUCGCCACAGCAAACAGAAGAGAAUACAGCCUGCAGAUACAGGAUGUCGAUGUGACAGAUGAUGGUCCCUACACUUGUUCUGUGCAAACUCAGCACACUCCUAAAACGAAGCAGGUGCACUUAACUGUACAUGUUUCUCCGAAGAUAUACCGUAUCUCCAGUGACAUCGUUGUGAACGAAGGGAGCAACGUUACCCUGGUGUGCCUGGCCACGGGAAAGCCAGAGCCUUCCAUUUCCUGGAGACACAUCUCUCCAUCAGCAAAGCCCUUUGAGAGUGGGCAGUACCUGGACAUCUAUGGAAUUACAAGAGACCAGGCUGGGGAAUACGAGUGCAGCGCAGAGAACGAUGUCUCGGUUCCAGAUGUGAAGAAAGUAAAAGUCACAGUAAACUUUGCCCCCACAAUUCAGGAACUUAAAUCCAGCGGUGUGGUGCUUGGAGGGAACGGCCUGAUACGGUGCGAAGGUGCAGGAGUUCCUGCCCCGGUCUUUGAGUGGUACAAAGGAGAGAGGAAACUGAUCAAUGGUCAACAAGGAAUCACUAUUAAAAAUUAUAGCACAAGAUCACUUCUUACUGUUACCAAUGUGACAGAAGAGCAUUUUGGCAACUAUACAUGUGUCGCUGUCAACAAGCUAGGGACGACCAAUGCCAGCCUGCCUCUCAACCAAAUAAUUGAGCCAACUACCUCUAGUCCUGUCUCAAGCCCAGCUCCCAGUACAGCCCAGUACGGGAUCACCGGCGAUGCCGAAGUCCUCUUCUCCUGCUGGUACCUUGUGUUGACACUGUCCUCCCUCACCAGCAUAUUCUACCUGAAGAACAUCAUUCUGCACUAAAUGUAAAGACCCAUAAAAGGCUUUUAAGGAUUCUCUGAAAGUGCUGAUGACUGGCUCCAAUCUGGUAGAGUUUGUUAAAAGCAGCGUGGGAUAUAAUCAGCAGUGCUUACGUGGGGAUGAUCGCCUUCUGUAGAAUUGCUCAUUAUGUAAAUACUUUAAUUCUACUCCUCUUUUUGAUUAGCUGCAUUACCUUGUGAAGCAGUACACAUUGUCCUUUUUUAAGACGUGAAAAACUCUGAAAUUACUUUUAGAGGAUAUUAAUUGUGAUUUCAUGUUUGUAAUCUCCAAGUUUUCAAAAGCAUUCAGUCAUGGUCUGCUGAGUUGCAGACUGUAGUUUA